UGGCGGCGCUGGAGGAGCCGUCCGUGCUCGUGCCCGCGCCUCUGUGGAACCGCCGGGGCCGCGCCCCUGCCCGCCGCCUGCGAUCCCCACGGGCCGAUGCGGGUCGCCGGGCAGAGGGGAGCGACGUAGCCGCUGCCAGUGCCGCCGCCUCGGCUCGGCCCGGCCCGACCCCGACCCAGACCCCGACCCCGCCCGGCGCGAGCCGGACGACCGGCCGUCCUUCGGCGGGGCCAUGGCCGAGCGCGGGUGCCCGCUGGAGGCGGUGCCGUUACCCGCCGAGGUGCGGGAGAGCCUGGCCGAGCUGGAGCUGGAGCUGUCGGAAGGUGACAUCACUCAAAAAGGAUAUGAAAAGAAAAGGGCAAAGCUGCUUGCACGUUACGUACCACUCAUUCAAGGAGUAGAUCCAUCCCUACAAGCGGAGACUAGGAUCCCCGGGCCCUCACCAGCCACGGCCCCCGCGCCCAGACAGCAGAAGCCGAGGCCCAGCCACGCCCGGGACGAGCGCUUCAGGUCAGAUGUUCACACCGAGGCUGUGCAGGCAGCUUUGGCCAAAUACAAAGAGAGGAAGAUGCCCAUGCCUUCCAAGAGGCGCUCCGUCCUCACGCACACGUCCGUGGAGGCCUACACACCCCCAGACACGUCGUCCGCCUCAGAAGAUGAGGGCUCUUUACGGCGACCCGGGCAACUCGCCUCCGCUCCGCUCCAGAGCCAUCCCAGCGUCGAGCCCUGGCUCGAGCAGGUCACUCAGGGCUCGUCCACCUCCUCCUCCGCCUCCUCCACCUCAUCUCACCCGGGAGGGCAGCCUGCCGCCGCGCCCAGCGCCGCCGCCGCGCCCGCAGGCCCCGCGGCCCUCGCCCGCGUAGAUCUGCACUCUGCCCCUCCCGAUGUCACCACGGGCCUCGCACAGCAUCAGCACGCCUCCUGUGAGCGUCCACAGCUGGCUUCCGCGACAGGAGUCCCUCGGGGGGGCAGCGGGCGCGCCCUAGAGACGGCAGGUGGUGAGCAGCCCCUCUUCCUGCUUUUGAGACAGCAGAGCACAGGUGUCCCCGUGAGCAGCAGAGUGUCCUCCAAGAUCCAGCAGCUUCUUAACACCCUGAAGAAACCAAAGCGUCCUCCCCUGAAGGAGUUCUUCGUGGAUGAUUUUGAGGAGCUGUUGGAAGUGCAGCAACCAGAUCCAAGUCAGCCGAAGCCUGAGGGCGGCCAGAUGGCAGUGCUGGAAGGGGAGCUGCUGGCCGUGGGCAGCACCUGGCCACCGUCGCUGCUGGCCGCCUUGCAGCAGUGGGGCACCACGCAGCCCAAAGCCCCGUGCCUGACAGCCCUGGAUACCACGGGGAAGGCCGUCUACACCCUCACCUAUGGCAAACUUUGGAGUCGGAGUUUAAAACUAGCUUAUACUCUACUUAAUAAACUGACUAAUAAGAAUGAACCACUACUUAAACCCGGAGACAGAGUGGCGCUGGUGUUUCCUAAUAGCGACCCCGUCAUGUUCACUGUUGCGUUCUAUGGGUGCCUCCUGGCAGAGCUGGUUCCUGUCCCCAUCGAAGUGCCACUAACAAGAAAGGACGCUGGCAGCCAGCAGGUCGGGUUUCUGCUGGGCAGCUGUGGCGUCGCCCUGGCCCUGACCACGGACGCUUGUCAGAAAGGCCUGCCCAAGGCCCAGACGGGAGAGGUGGCGGCCUUCAAAGGUUGGCCCCCCCUCACCUGGCUGGUGAUCGACGGGAAGCACCUGACUAAGCCCCCCAAGGACUGGCACCCAUCGGCACAGGACGCGGGGGCCGGGACCGCCUACAUCGAGUAUAAAACCAGCAAAGAAGGCAGCACCGUGGGGGUGGCGGUGUCCCAUGCAUCCCUGCUGGCACAGUGCCAGGCUCUGACCCAGGCAUGCGGCUACUCGGAAGCUGAAACAUUAACAAAUGUGCUGGAUUUCAAAAGGGAUGCCGGCCUGUGGCAUGGAGUGUUAACAAGUGUCAUGAACAGGAUGCACGUGGUCAGCAUCCCGUUCGCGCUGAUGAAGGCCAACCCACUCUCCUGGAUUCAGAAAGUGUGCGCGUAUAAAGCCCGGGCCGCGCUGGUGAAGUCCCGCGACAUGCACUGGUCGCUCUUGGCUCAGCGAGGUCAGAGGGGCGUCAGCCUCAGCUCCCUGCGCCUGCUGAUCGUGGCCGACGGCGCGAACCCGUGGUCCAUAUCCUCCUGUGACGCGUUCCUCAACGUCUUUCAAGCCAGAGGGCUGAGGCCCGAGGUGAUCUGUCCCUGCGCCAGUUCUCCGGAAGCGCUCACGGUGGCCAUCCGCAGGCCGCCUGACCUGGGGGGCCCUCCUCCAAGAAGAGCUGUGCUGUCGAUGAGCGGCCUCAGUCACGGGGUGAUCAGACUGGACGCGGAAGAGAAGCUCUCGGUCCUGGCGGUUCAGGACGUCGGUCAGGCGAUGCCUGGAGCUAACGUGUGUGUUGUGAAGGUGGAGGGGAUCCCUUAUCUCUGUAAAACCGAUGAAGUUGGAGAAAUCUGCGUCAACUCCAGCGCGACGGCGACAGCGUACUAUGGGCUGCUCGGGAUCACAAAGAACAUCUUUGAGACUGUCCCAGUCACGGCAGGGGGCGCGCCCAUCUCCGACAGACCUUUCACCAGGACGGGGCUGCUGGGCUUCAUCGGGCCUGAUAACCUGGUCUUCGUCGUGGGCAAGCUGGACGGGCUGAUGGUGGUGGGGGUCCGCAGACACAACGCGGACGACAUCGUGGCCACCGCACUGGCCGUGGAGCCCAUGAAGUUUGUCUACAGAGGCAGGAUCGCGGUGUUCUCCGUGACAGUGCUGCACGAUGACCGGAUCGUGCUGGUGGCAGAGCAGCGGCCUGACGCCUCAGAGGAAGACAGCUUCCAGUGGAUGAGCCGUGUGCUGCAGGCCAUCGACAGCAUCCACCAGGUGGGCGUGUACUGUCUGGCCCUGGUUCCUGCGAACACCUUGCCCAAGGCCCCUCUAGGAGGGAUUCACGUUUCUGAAACCAAGCAGCGCUUUCUGGAGGGGAUGCUGCACCCGUGUAACGUGUUGAUGUGCCCUCACACGUGUGUUACCAACCUUCCCAAGCCUCGCCAGAAGCAGCCAGAGGUCGGACCAGCCUCCAUGAUCGUUGGGAAUCUGGUCGCUGGGAGGAGAAUCGCCCAGGCCUCGGGGAGGGAGCUGUCUCACCUGGAGGACAGUGACCAGGCGAGGAAGUUCCUGUUCCUGCCCGACGUGCUGCAGUGGCGGGCCCACAGCACGCCCGAGCACCUGCUCUUCCUGCUGCUGAAUGCCAAGGGCACAGUCACCAGCACCACCACCUGCAUCCAGCUGCACAAAAAGGCUGAGAGAGUGGCCGCUGCUCUGAUGGAGAAGGCCAGGCUGACCACCGGGGCCCACGUGGCCCUGGUCUACCCCCCAGGGGUGGACCUCAUUGCCGCCUUCUACGGCUGCCUGUACUGCGGCUGCGUGCCCGUCACCGUGCGGCCCCCGCACCCCCAGAACCUCACCACCACACUUCCCACCGUCAAGAUGAUCGUGGAGGUCAGCAAGUCUGCGUGCGUACUCACGACGCAGGCCAUCACGCGGCUGCUCAAGUCCAAAGAAGCACUGGCCGCCGUGGACGUCAGGACCUGGCCGACCAUUCUAGACACAGAUGACAUACCCAAGAAGAAGGUGGCCAGCAUCUUCAGGCCCCCGUCCCCAGACGUGCUCGCGUACUUGGACUUCAGCGUGUCGACCACGGGGAUCCUGGCGGGUGUGAAGAUGUCGCACGCAGCCACCAGCGCCCUGUGCCGCUCCAUCAAGCUGCAGUGUGAGCUGUACCCCUCCAGGCAGAUCGCCAUCUGCCUCGACCCCUACUGUGGCCUCGGCUUUGCCCUGUGGUGUCUGUGCAGCGUCUACUCGGGACACCAGUCGGUGCUGGUGCCCCCGCCGGAGCUGGAGGCCAACGCGUCCCUGUGGCUGUGGGCUGUCAGCCAGUACAAGGCCCGCGUCACCUUCUGCUCCUACUCGGUGAUGGAGACGUGCGCCCGCGGCCUGGGCGCGCAGACGGCGGUGCUCAGGAUGAAGGGCGUGAACCUGUCGUGCGUGCGCACCUGCAUGGUGGUGGCCGAGGAGCGGCCCAGGAUCGCGCUCACACAGUCCUUCUCCAAGCUGUUCAGGGACCUGGGCCUGCCCGCGCGCGCCGUGAGCACCACAUUCGGCUGCAGGGUCAACGUGGCCAUCUGCCUGCAGGGCACGGCCGGCCCGGACCCCACGACCGUCUACGUGGACAUGAGGGCACUGCGCCACGACAGAAAACAAGUAAGCCCGUCGUUGGGCAGGACAGAGGCAUCACGUCAGCAGACAUGUCCCGGGGGCCACGGUGUGUACCUGCGGCUCGGGGUCCCUCCCAGCUUUGGAGCUGGGUCCCAGUUCUGGAUCCUCAAAUGCAGCUUGAGGGUACGUUUGGUGGAACGGGGUUCUCCGCACAGUCUGCCAUUGACAGAGUCUGGAAAGAUCCUGCCUGGAGUGAAGGUCAUCAUUGCCCACACCGAGACCAGAGGGCCCCUUGGAGACUCGCGCCUGGGGGAGGUCUGGGUGAGCAGCCCGCACAGCGCCACGGGGUACUACACGGUCUACGGGGAGGAGGGGCUCCACGCGGACCACUUCAGUGCCCGGCUGAGUUUCGGAGACACCCAGACCGUUUGGGCAAGGACGGGCUUCCUGGGCUUCCUCCGAAGGACAGAGCUCACCGACGCCAGCGGAGAGCGACACGACGCGCUGUACGUGGUGGGGUCUCUGGACGAGGCGCUGGAGCUGAGGGGCAUGCGCUAUCACCCCGUCGACAUCGAGACGUCAGUGAUCCGGGCGCACAGGAGCGUCGCCGAGUGUGCCGUGUUCACCUGGACCAACCUGCUGGUGGUGGUGGUGGAGCUGGAUGGGCUGGAGCAGGAUGCACUGGACCUGGUGGCCCUGGUGACGAACGCGGUGCUGGAGGAGCAUCUCCUGGUGGUGGGCGUGGUGGUCAUCGUGGACCCAGGCGUCAUCCCCAUCAACUCCCGCGGGGAGAAGCAGCGCAUGCACCUGCGUGACGGCUUCCUGGCCGACCAGCUGGACCCCAUCUACGUCGCCUACAACAUGUGAGCGCAGCGCACACCCUGGCCCUGAGAGGGGCCUCGGGACGUGUCGGAGGUGCUGGGACGCGUGGAAACACGGCAGCACCUGCAGCCCCCAGGGAGAGGACCCCAGGCUCUGGGAGCGCGGUGCCCCCGCCUCCUACGCUCUUACAGGUCCGUGUCAUUUUAGAAACCACUUCCUGAGUUAUUCAAAGAACUCUCUUAAUUAUCAAGGACAUUUACAGAAGCAUGAAUCUCAGUAUUUUAACAGAUGGGGUGACUGGGAAAGAGGCCUGGUGUGGGCGCCGCGGGAGCUGCAGGUGUGAGUUUGCACUUUUUUAGGCUGAAAAUACAGUUCUCAAUUUUCAAAAUUCAACUGUUUAUUCCCACUUCAAGUGACGAGUUCAUGUAUAGAGUUUACGCUAGGAGGAAUUUGAGGCCCAAGUACAGCUGCUUCGAUUCUGAUUCACAGGAAAGCGCAGAGCCCAGAAAGGCUGGUGGACAGGAGUGAGCCUAGCCUGGCCUGGCCGCCCUGCCCACCUUCGGGCCCCAGACCAGGCACUGGACGCACACGCUUCCUCUCUUGAAACAGGUCUGCACGGCUGUCUGCUUGUGUGGUCACUAACGCUCGACAGGGGCCAUCUGGGGCCGUCAGGUGAGGUGCUCUGUUCCGGAAAGAUAAACCAGCACUGAGUUUUAAACCACUUUCUAAGUUUCUGACUUCUUGCUGUUCAACUGAAGUGCUUGUUUUCAUAACCACAGUAUAAGCUCUUCUCACUGCACGGAAGUGUACUGAAUUAUUAUUUUUAUUCCACGUCAACAGAUGUGGAAGCCCCGGUGAGGUGAGGUUUUCCUUCCUCGGUGAUGUCUGCUGAGCACCGGCAGUACAGCCGAGGGGCCCAGCCCAGGAGAGCCUUGCCCAUUGCUGUUGCAUUUUGAGUUGUGUGCCUGUAAAAUUUGGCCAAAUCAUGUUCCGUUAUUUUAUUCUAACUUGACCAGACUGAGUGGUAUAAUAUUAUAGUAAGUCUAAAUCAAAGAAGAAAACGUGGUAUCCUUUAGUUACUUCUAAGAACUUGAAGUGAAGCUCGAAUCUAAGGCAGAGUAUUUUUGUAUCGCUAAUGAGUAUGUUACCAGCUGUCGGGGACUGAGGGUGGGAAAGUUUACGAAUCAUGCCUGCUUCCUAGACAGCCAGGUUUUUCUGGAAUUAGCCUGGAUCAGUGCCUAACAACGUCGUCAUUAAUUCUCUACCAUUUGAAAUUCUCCACCAAAAAGGCCGGGCUAACUGGGCCAACUCUCACGUGUGACUCAUGUUUGGCUACGAGUAGCUUGCGCUCAGUAGUUGUGGGCCUGCGGCGUUGGCCUGCAGUGUGGUGUGUAACAACAUACUGGAAUUUGAAUAAUCUUCUUGUAAUUAUGUACAUAAUCUGUGUAACUUAUUGUUGGACAUACAGAGGUCCUAGUAGUUGACUAAUGGGCAUUCCUUAUAACAGAAUGGCCAUCAGGGGAAGAACUACCCAGCCUUGUAUGUUGUAGUUUUAUAGCAAACACAUAUUGUAAAAUUUUUGUAUUGAAAGGUCGGUGGCAGUAAGACAAGGUGUCUUGUAAAUUAAGAUUUUAAGAAGCAUUAAAAUGUUUUAAAAUUACUCUCUGGGAAUUCUGUAUAUCACACUAAAAAUUUUAUAUCAUUAUGUUAAUAAAGUUAUUGACUGUUUGUAAUUCUGCAUUCUGAAAUGUGUGAAAAGGUUUUUAAAAUUACCCCAAAUACGAUGUAUUUUAUUAUGCAUUCUUCUUUCCUGAAUAUAAAAGCAUUUAUGCUACAGCAUAAAAUCUACAAAGCAUAUUAAAGUAUAAAGAAGAAAAUUUAAAUCUCCCAUAAUCCUACCUCUCG
Molecule: messenger RNA, 6976 nt
Organism: Balaenoptera ricei (Rice's whale)
Lineage: Eukaryota; Metazoa; Chordata; Mammalia; Artiodactyla; Balaenopteridae
Gene: DIP2A
Product: disco interacting protein 2 homolog A
Exons: 39
Coding region: 233-5116 (1627 amino acids)
Cellular component (GO): cell surface
Source: RefSeq, a predicted model, not a curated record